AUUGUUCUGUCAAAUUCAGAUCUGGACCGGUCUGUGUUGUGUUAAAUUUGUUAUUUGACGUUGCGCCGAUAUUGACGAGAAUUUGGAAUAUACCUUCCAAACAAAGCUGUAUUCUAAACAGAUACAAUAUUCGAAGUAAUAUCAUUAUUUGAGAGUUUAUGACAUUAUAACAUAAGCAGUAAAAUGUCGGAUAGUAUGUGGCAUGAGGCUAGACGCCAAGAACGUAGAAUCAAGGGAAUGCUGGUUGAUUAUCGUAGACGAGCUGAAAGAAGACGAGACUUUUAUGAAAGGAUAAAAGCAGAUCCCACUCAAUUUUUGCAAGUUCACGGCAGACAAUGCAAAAUACAUUUAGACCCUUCUAUAGCAGCAGCCGCAGACAGUUCCACAGCAAUGAUGCCUUGGCAGGGAGAUUCUGAAAACUUGAUUGAUCGUUUUGAUGUGAGAGCGCACUUGGAUUUCAUCCCUGCAGUUAAAAAAGAAGAAGAACAAGAGCUUUCUCAAGAAGAAAGACAGUUAAAUUAUGAGAGAUACAGAAUUAUUGCUCAAAACUCGUUCUUAAGCUUAUCUGAAGAAAAAUUCUUGAAACAAUUGCAUAUUGAAGAACAAUUUGGUUACACUGAAAAUAAAGAGAAAAGAAAAGAAAGAGCUGCUGGCGUAGCAAUUGGUUUUAACUAUGAGGAUGGCACUGGUACAAGUUUACCUCAGCCGGUGUCUGACAUGAAAGAUGGUGAUUCAGAACAUUCAGACAGUGAUUUGGAUGUGGAUCUGUCUAUCAAUGUUUCAAAGAUGGACCCUUCUGAAGCACAUGAAAUGAACCGCCACGGGAGAAAUUAUGGCAUGAGUUCAAAUGAUUUCUAUUCCUUCCUCAUAAAAGAUUUAGACGAAGCAGAGAGUUACAGGUUGGCCAAAGAAGAAGAGCAUGAAAAAGCUUUGUAUGCUGGGAGAAAAUCUAGAAGGGAGAGAAGAGCCCAUAGAGAGAAACGUUUAGCGAAUAGGGUUAUAAGUCCACCAAGUUAUGCAGCUCGGAAAUCACCUGAUUAUACAGCAUUUAGAGAGAGUAAAUCACCUUCAAAAUCACCAACUCCUGAUAAUGCAGGCAAAAUUACUUAUAUAACUUCAUUUGGAGAAGAAGAAGAACCACCGCCAAAGCCAACUUAUGCAGAUAAAGUCAAACUUGGUAAAUCGAAAAAGAGAGAAACUAGCAGUGAGAGGUUGAUUUACAUAGCCAAAUCCAAUGAUUCUUCCAUCAGAAAGAGAUCCCAUAGUCGAGGUCCUAGAAGUAGUUCAAAACAGAGACGUUCAAAAUCCAGAGAAAGGUAUCGAAAACGAUCCAGGACACGAUCUAGAUCUUCCUCUGCAAGCAGAAGAUCUUCUUCCCGAAAGAGAGUUUUCAGAGGGAGAAAAUCGAGUUCAUCAAGUUCAAGUUCGAGUUCCAGUCCAAAUCCAAGAAAACGGAGUAGAUCGUCAAGCAGUUCGUCGUCCAGCUCUAGCCAAACACUAGAACCGAGAAUCAGCCGAUCGAAAUCUAAGAGUCCUUCGGUUAAGAAGGAGUCUCCGCCCAAACAGAUUCCUAGAUAUUACGGCAGGAGAAAAAGUGAUCUGAGUUCCUCUGACUUGAGUGACUCGGAUGUUAAUGAGAAAGAGGAAAAGGAAAUGACAAGUUCAAAUAAGGCAGGAUAUGGUAAUUCAGGCUCAUCAUUCAAAAAAUCUGCAGGUACAACACAAAGUUCCUCAGCCCUUUCUUUUCAAGAACGUCUUAAGAGGAAACGACAGGCUCUACUCAAUAAGCAGUUUAAAGCAGAUAAGAUAGCUGAAAUGACGAAAGCCGAGAGAGAAAAACAGGAACAGCAAACUAGAGAAGAUGAAUUGAGAGAAAUGGGUAUUAAGCUGAGAAAAAGGCAGAGGGAAAAAAGACAUGCUUACGAUAGCGACAGCUCAGGAUCUACCCACUCGAGUACAGUCCGUAGUAGAAGUCCCAAAAAAGAGACGGAGGAAACUAAGAGUCGAGAGAGUCGAAGCCCGAGUCCAAAAAAAGAAGAAGUUGACCAUAGAAAACGUUCAAACAGAUCUGAAGAAUCCAGAGAAACGCAAACUAGGCGAAAAUCACCUGCAAAAUACGAAGAGAAAAGAGUUGUUUAUGUUGAAGAUAAAGAUAGAUAUGAGAAAGGUAGGAGAACAGACAGGGAUAGAAGAGAUGACAGAGAUAGGAGAGACGACAGGGAUAGACGGUUUAAUAGGGAUAGAAGGGAUGAUAGAGGUAGAUGGGAUGACAAAGAUAGGGAUAGGAGGAACGAUAGGUUCGACAGAGACAAAAGAGAUGUUAGAAGUCGUAGAGAUGAUAGAGACAGGAGAGAUUGGCGAAGUCGGGAAUCGUCUAGAAGAGACAGAUAUGAGGAAAAUAGUGAUAAUGAUACAUAUUCUAAUCCAAAAUCACAAAGGUCACUUGUUGAUUAUUAGUGGUAUUUUUCUUGAACAAGUUCUUCCUACAAAACUUUCUGAAGUUCUAGAUACAAUUGUGUAUAUAAUCGAUUUUCUCAAAUAUGUGUAAUUUAUGGAUAAGUAUUAUUUUAUUCUUUUGAUCAUAAAUUAAGUUUAGAAAGGGAAUACAUACAAAUUUUUCUAAAUUAAAUGGUUGGGAAUAAUUAAAGACGAAGUAAAGGUUUGGCAAAUUUGAGUUUGGCAAUUGCUUUUUAAUUUUUUUCAUGAUUCUUCAUGUUGUGUACAGGUUUCAACUUCAAACAAUAAAUGCUAUUAUCAUUU
Molecule: messenger RNA, 2760 nt
Organism: Harmonia axyridis
Lineage: Eukaryota; Metazoa; Arthropoda; Insecta; Coleoptera; Coccinellidae
Product: CLK4-associating serine/arginine rich protein
Exons: 11
Coding region: 184-2457 (757 amino acids)
Source: RefSeq, a predicted model, not a curated record